Molecule: messenger RNA, 1231 nt
Organism: Myotis brandtii (Brandt's bat)
Lineage: Eukaryota; Metazoa; Chordata; Mammalia; Chiroptera; Vespertilionidae
Gene: TSPAN8
Product: tetraspanin 8
Exons: 10
Coding region: 267-992 (241 amino acids)
Cellular component (GO): membrane
Source: RefSeq, a predicted model, not a curated record
GCAAUAACAGGCUCACGUUCUAGCGCCGCGGGCACAGAAUUCUCCACAGGCAAAUUACUCCUGAGCACAUUGCCGGACAAUCCUAUAACGAACAGCUAAAUUCUCAGCAUCUGAUUCCUGAUCCUUUUCCGACAUGGCAGGUGUGAAUAACUGUCUAAAAUAUUCUAUGUUUGUCUUCAACUUCUUGUUCUGGCAGGUGGACGGUGGGAUGUCAGAAGAUAAAGGCCUGAGAAAAGGAUUAUUUUCAGAAACCCGCAGAAGAAACAAUGGGUCAUAAAGAACUUGAGAAGGAAACAAUAAAAGUAUUCAAUCCUGAAAAGGUGAAACUAAGCAACUCGUUAUGUGGCGUCUUGAUCCUGGCACUGGCAAUAUGGCUACGAGUAAGCAAAUCUGAGCAAGAGUUUUUCAGUGAGGACAGUGACAUGCAUCCUUAUGUUGCUGUGAAUAUCUUGAUUGCUGUGGGUUCUAUCAUCAUGAUUCUGGGUUUCCUUGGAUGCUGUGGUGCCAUGAAAGAGAGUCGCUGCAUGCUUCUGACGUUUUUUAUAUGCUUGCUUUUGAUCCUGCUCCUGCAGGUCGCGGCAGGUAUCUUAGGAGUUACCUACAGAUCUGAGUAUGAACAAGUCCUGAAUGAGACUCUCCAUAAAAACGUAGAGCUUUUGAGGGGAACAGAUGAAAAAGCAAAGUCAUUCCAGAAAGCCCUGGUUGAUUUUCAGAAAGAGUUCAAAUGUUGUGGUUUGGUCGAUGGAGCUUCUGACUGGGGACAUAAUUUUCAACCCAAUUCUGAGUCGUGUGAAUGUUCAGCUCCAUCAGAUUCCCCAUGUACACAAUAUGAAGGAAAAUCUGUUUACCAAGAGGCAUGCAUUAAUCGUAUAAAAGACUUACUUAAAAAAAAUCUCCUCGUAAUUAUUGGAUUAGCAUUUGGAAUAGCAUUUAUUGAGAUACUUGGUCUGGUAUUUUCUAUGGUCCUGUUCUGCCAGAUUGGGAACAAGUGAAUCUGUGGAUAUGUCGAGCUAUCAUCAGUCAAGCUCUUUAAAAUGGUUGCUUUGCCUUUGUAACUUUAAAUAUAUGAGUGCUGUCUAUGUUAGGAGCAGCUGUCUUAUUCAAAUUUCUUAUUUAGCUAGACUUUAGUUAUCUUCCAGACAUAUUGAAUAUACUUAGGAUUUUAGUGAUGCUAGAAAAGUAAUAUAAAUGUGCAUUUUUACUCAUAAUAAAAGUGACAUUCUUUACAUUG